Messenger RNA from Camelina sativa (false flax), 2790 nucleotides. The record is from RefSeq and is a predicted model, not a curated record. Lineage: Eukaryota; Viridiplantae; Streptophyta; Magnoliopsida; Brassicales; Brassicaceae.
CAAAUUUGUUUUUUUUUUUCAAUCUUCACGCAAAAGGAAUAAUAAAAUUUUCUCUGACGGUUUCAAGCUCUCAUCGGAACCCUAGAUCUGUUACUUUUUCCGAUUUUAAUUUCGCUGUUUUUCCGAUUCAGAUCUGAGUGUGAAUUUUUAUCAGAUUCUGAUUUCAUAAUUUGAUGUCGAAACCUUGGGGUGGGAUUGGAAUUGGGGCUUGGGCUGAUGAAGCAGAGCGCGCCGAUGAAGAACAAGCGGCGGAAGCUGCUUCUGCAACGGCGGAUACACAGAGUUUUCCUAGCCUGAGAGAAGCUGCUGCGGCGACUGCGACUAAUGCUAAGUCUAGGAAGAUGAAGAAAAUGAGUUUAUCUGAGUUCGGUGGUUACACAGCACCUGGAGGUAGGAACUCUGUUGGAUUGACUCACCAAGAGAUUCUUCAAUUACCCACUGGUCCGAGGCAACGCUCUGAGGAUGAAAUGCAACCUGGUCGUUUAGGUGGUGGGUUCUCUUCUUAUGGUGGUGGUCGUUCUAGUGGUGGAGGUUCUGGGAGAAUGGGGAGAGAUCGUGAUGAUUCUGAUGGCUCUUGGGGUGGUGGUGGAAGGAGACCUUACGGUGGUGGAUUUGAUGAUGAUAGGAGAGGGAAUCAGUCUAGGGUUUCGGAUUUUCCUCAACCUUCUAGGGCUGAUGAGGUUGAUGAUUGGGGGAAAGCCAAGAAACCGCUUCCUUCUUUUGAUCAAGGACGACAAGGUCGUUACGGUGGUGGUUUCGGAGGCGGCGGAGGAGAUGGUGGGUUAUCUGGAAGAGCUGAUGGUGUUGAUAAUUGGGGUGCAGGGAAAAAGCAAGCAGCACCGGUUAGAUCAUCUACAUUUGGGUCGAGUUUUGGUGAUUCAGGCCGUGAAUCUGACCGUUGGUCCAGAGGAGAAGUAGUCGGAGGUGGUGUUCAGGAGGAACGUCGUCGUUUGGUUCUGGAACCACGAAAGGUUGUUGUUGACUCAGGAGCGAGUGAGACUCCACCUGUUGUUGAGAAGACGAGUAAGCCUAACCCGUUUGGCGCUGCUAGACCGAGGGAAGAGAUUUUGGCCGAGAAAGGUUUGGACUGGAAGAAGAUUGACUCUGAUAUUGAGGCUAAGAAAGGAAGUUCUCAAACGAGUAGGCCUACGAGCGCCCAUUCGAGCAGGCCUUCUAGUGCUCAGUCUAACAGGUCUGAGAGUUCAGGGUUGAAUAAUGUGGUGAAACCGAGACCAAAGGUCAAUCCUUUUGGUGAUGCUAAGCCUCGAGAAGUGUUGUUGGAGGAACAAGGGAAGGAUUGGCGUAAAAUGGAUAUGGAACUUGAGCAUCGCAGAGUUGGCAGGCCUGAAACAGAUGAAGAGAAGAUGUUGAAGGAAGAGAUUGAAGAGCUAAGGAAAAAACUCGAGAAGGAAUCCAUUGCUCCAGAGAUCAAGGAUUCUGAAAAAGAACCCGGCANUGGUUUCGGAGGCGGCGGAGGAGAUGGUGGGUUAUCUGGAAGAGCUGAUGGUGUUGAUAAUUGGGGUGCAGGGAAAAAGCAAGCAGCACCGGUUAGAUCAUCUACAUUUGGGUCGAGUUUUGGUGAUUCAGGCCGUGAAUCUGACCGUUGGUCCAGAGGAGAAGUAGUCGGAGGUGGUGUUCAGGAGGAACGUCGUCGUUUGGUUCUGGAACCACGAAAGGUUGUUGUUGACUCAGGAGCGAGUGAGACUCCACCUGUUGUUGAGAAGACGAGUAAGCCUAACCCGUUUGGGGCUGCUAGACCGAGGGAAGAGAUUUUGGCCGAGAAAGGUUUGGACUGGAAGAAGAUUGACUCUGAUAUUGAGGCUAAGAAAGGAAGUUCUCAAACGAGUAGGCCUACGAGCGCCCAUUCGAGCAGGCCUUCUAGUGCUCAGUCUAACAGGUCUGAGAGUUCAGGGUUGAAUAAUGUGGUGAAACCGAGACCAAAGGUCAAUCCUUUUGGUGAUGCUAAGCCUCGAGAAGUGUUGUUGGAGGAACAAGGGAAGGAUUGGCGUAAAAUGGAUAUGGAACUUGAGCAUCGCAGAGUUGGCAGGCCUGAAACAGAUGAAGAGAAGAUGUUGAAGGAAGAGAUUGAAGAGCUAAGGAAAAAACUCGAGAAGGAAUCCAUUGCUCCAGAGAUCAAGGAUUCUGAAAAAGAACCCGGCAGUAAUAAUAAUCAAAAUGAUUUACCGGAAAUAUUACGCGGGAAAGAGAAAGAUCUUGAAAUACUAACCCGUGAGUUGGACGACAAAGUCAGGUUCAGACAGAAACCAAUUGAGAGGCCCGGGUCUGGUGCAGGUAGAACAGGAACAUAUUCAGAAAGAUCACAUUCCCGGGCUGGAUCAAUUGAUGAAACUAAGAGUUUUGAAUCCACUGAGAGACCCAGAUCACGUGGUGCCGUUGAUGCCUGGGUUAGACCCGUCGAUGAUCAGCGCAGAAACUUCCAAGGAAGCAAAGAGCCCGGUUUCUUCAGCAACAGGUCGUCCUCUAGGGAAGGUUGGUAAGAAGAAAACGAAGAACAACCAAAUGUGGGAUAUGUUUAACUACUACUACACAGUUCCCAGAUUUUGAAGAAGACUUAGAGAAGCGUUAAUUUCAUUAAUAAAUAUUUAUAAAAACCCUAAUCUUUGUUCUUUUUUGUUGGUUCAUCUUCGGAAUCGGAGCGUCGUUGUUUUUUUUUUGGUCUUCUGCUCAGCGAAGGCGUGUGUGUCAAGAGAAUAUGUCUCUUCUGUUAUAUUUUAAGACUCUCUCGAAUCUUAUUUUUAUAUUUUUUGUAGUUAAUCCUGCUUUCGUAUC